AACAGUAGUUUGACGUUACCUUGGUAGCUCUAAAUAUUAUGCUUCAACUCCCAGUGACAAUGUAAAAGUUUUGUCAAUAUUUGGUGCUUUUUUUAAAGGAUAUUUUUUCAAGAUUGAAACAUGUCAGUAGUAACCUACGAGAAACCAUUACCCCAUAUCGGACUAGCCGAUUGGUUCGCCAAACAAUGGGAAAAUCAACAAACGAACGAUGCCAGAAGAAGCGACGCCUUCAAUUUAAGGCACGAAGCCAGGCAGCUACGAAACGAGACUAGAAUUCGAACGGAUUGGGACACUUACCACAACAAUGUCCGAUUGGGUGAUCGUAUCACGGAACUGGACCGAUGGAAGGAAACUCUAGAAGCGUGUCUCAGAAGAAUAGACAAAGAAGUGGGUCUUUUAAAAGACGAAAAAUUCGAAACAGAAAAAGAAAUAGACGCCUUUGGCAUACCGUUGACCGUCAUAUCAGAAUGCAUAUCGAUGAGGGAUAAUAGGCAAGGAAACGAACUCACCUAUGAUGAAGGAGAUACAGAAUUGAAGAGGGAACUAUGUGUUGUGGAAAGUGUAAAGAAGAUUUUGAUAGAAAGAUGCCAGGAGGCAUGGGAGAAAAUCAAUAAAUUGAACGAGGUUCGCUUCAAAUUGCAGUUGGAUAUUAACGAUAAACACGAAUCGAUCGAAAUCGAUCAAGAUCAAUUGACGUUGGACAAGAAUUGUGCUAACAUUAGUUUCAAGACGGAUCCCUUGCGUCUCGUGAAAAAUUCGAUUCCUAACGAGGCAUGGCUGGAGCACACUCGCAGCGUAAAACAAUUAGCCGACAACGAACUAGCGGACACGCUGCGUCUGCGCGAAACAUUGUUCGUUGUUCGCGAACGCUCCAAAAAUGAUAUGCUUGCGCAGCGCGAUAGAGUCGAUUUUGUACUGCGCAAACGCAUCUACCAGACGCAGAAGGCCAGGAACGAGAUUGAAUGGCAGCAGUUAAAGAUGCGUGAAGAGAUGAAAAAGGUAGAGAAGGAAAUCAGAACCUUAGAAGAUGCUCUGCUGGCGAAGUGUGAUGCUCUUAAAUUGGCUGAAACUCGAUUAGAAAAUAGAUCGUAUCGACCCGGUUUUGAACUGGCAAGGGACGAGCCCGAACAAGGACUCAAAAAUGAAGUACUGCAACUGAGACAGACGCGCAAAGACCUCCAGGACAAGAUAAACUGUGCCAAAGCCACCUACAACGCUCUAGAAGACCGUCAAGUGGCGAUCGAUCGUGAUCUGAACAAUAAGAAUCAGUCUUUGAUGACUGACAUUCGCUGUUUGGAUAUGAGAGCGAGGUUAAGAAAGGGUGAAUUCGGUGGUUCGGAAUCCGAAACAGAUAGGAAUAUCAUUUUGACAAAAAUGGAAAAAGAAAUACCAUCGACGUAGAUACUUACAUGUAUUCUGUAUUUUUUCUAUUGAAAUUGUAUGUACCAUUUUGCAUAUUACGUAUCUAACUAAUCUAGUAGAAUCAGUUUUAUAAAUCAUUGUAUGCCUGCGAAUGAAUAAUAAAGCACACUCAGUAUCGUA
This is a messenger RNA of Sitophilus oryzae (rice weevil), 1542 nucleotides long. Its product is annotated as tektin-2. The coding region runs from base 121 to 1401 and encodes 426 amino acids. Gene Ontology annotation, cellular component: microtubule cytoskeleton; nucleus. Lineage: Eukaryota; Metazoa; Arthropoda; Insecta; Coleoptera; Curculionidae. The record is from RefSeq and is a predicted model, not a curated record. Gene Ontology annotation, biological process: cilium movement involved in cell motility; cilium assembly. The transcript has 7 exons.